ACACUGUACCCUGGUUCACUGGUGGUGCAUUGCUUGUUGUUUGUUUUCAGAAUUUAUGCAUAUUACCAGAUACUUUAAAAUAAAAUGAAUUUCAAUUCGCGGUUUUUGAAUAAAAAAUUGUGCAAUUAUCAUUUUCGUAAUUGUAUAAGGUGGUUUGUAGUGCAAAACAGGCUUUAUGCGAAAGCUACAAGCUUUCCCGAUUUUUUUCAAAAUCCAAUAUUUAGAAAAGAAGACCAAGCUAAGUUGAUUGAAAAUUCUGAAUUGGCGAAACUUGCGGCUGUUCCUGUAAGACCACCAGCCUCAUAUGAGACUUGCUCGGUAUACCAUGACCCUCUUGUGAAUAAAGUUAUCAAUCAUGUGAUGGAAAUGGGCAAGAAACAAUUAGCUCGCAGUCUUGUUGAAAAGGCUUUUGAAAAUAUAAAAAGGAUACAGAUAGAACGUUAUCAUUUAGCACAAACUCAAGAAGAAAAGAAUAAAAUAGAACUGAAUCCAAAGUCAAUUUUGUAUAAUGCAGUUGAAAAUUGUAAGCCAUUGUUGCAACUUUCUCCUAUCAAGAGGGGUGGCAUAACAUAUCAGGUACCUGGACCUAUCACUGAGAAAAGGUCUCUCUUUUUGUCUAUUAAGUGGUUGUUGGAAGCUACUAAUGAUAAGGAAAGGACUGUUCAUUUUCCUGAACAAUUUGCAUGGGAACUGUUAGAUGCUGCAAAUAAUACAGGAAAAGUAGUAAAAAGAAAACAAGAUUUACAUCGCCAGUGUGAAGCAAACAGAGCUUAUGCACAUUAUCGAUGGCAGUAACUACUCCUGUUACACCACUGCAUACUGUGUAUAUCUGAACAAUGACAUGUGAAUUAUUUUUCUUUAUAAUGUUAAACAAUGUACUUUGCUUAUAAAAUUAAUUAAUUAAAUAAACUAGUUAUGUUAU
Molecule: messenger RNA, 922 nt
Organism: Diatraea saccharalis (sugarcane borer)
Lineage: Eukaryota; Metazoa; Arthropoda; Insecta; Lepidoptera; Crambidae
Source: the annotation of a GenBank genome assembly